Messenger RNA from Aedes albopictus (Asian tiger mosquito), 1497 nucleotides. It is a transcript of the gene Mlc-c, whose product is annotated as myosin-2 essential light chain. The record is from RefSeq and is a predicted model, not a curated record. Gene Ontology annotation, molecular function: myosin heavy chain binding; calcium ion binding. Bases 527 to 988 code for a protein of 153 amino acids. Gene Ontology annotation, cellular component: myosin II complex. The transcript is spliced from 3 exons. Lineage: Eukaryota; Metazoa; Arthropoda; Insecta; Diptera; Culicidae.
UAUCCGCUAACUGGCGCCGUUCCACCGCACAACAACUGGACCGGACAUCCACAGAAACGGCAGUGCGUCCUUGUUUUUUUUUUAUUGUUACGCGGAUGCAACUGGAGAAGCCGCGAACGUGACGUUCUCACCAGCAAGUGCGUGACCUUCGGGAAUUUGCUACCACCGUCUUCGUGAGUUCCAUUCGGUCUAUGCUAAGAAUCGAAGACUAGGUGUGUGUGCUUGGUGCUGAGCUGCUGGGGUCCACGCGUGUUUAAAUGCGAAUUGCAUUGUGCCAUACUACCAUCUGCGCCCCGUGACAGACGAGAGCAGCAGAGACGGGCCUGUCGACGUCCGUAACUAUUCAAUUCACGGUUGACAUCAAUUGAAGAAUAAAGUGGAUUAUUUUACAUCUGCUGCAGUUGCAACAGACAGUCUCGUUUGUGUCUGGUGAUUAAAAGUUAGCAUUGUUAAGUUUAUAAAAUACACAGGUAGUUUUCGUUAAUAUUUGCAAAUAGCUAGUAUAGUGCACAAAGAAAAAAUAAUAAUGUAUAUGUACGACCCACCAAAGAAAAACAACUUCACAUCAGUUGAAGAAUUCCAAGAGGCCUUCAAUCUGUUCGAUAACCGCGGCGAUGGAAAAAUCCAGCAGCAGCAGAUUGGCGAGUGCCUGCGUGCCCUGGGCCAGAACCCGACCGAGUCCGACGUGAAAAAGUUCACCAUGCAGCUGAAGCCGGACGAGCGCGUGUCGUUCGAGGUGUUCCUGCCGAUCUAUCAGGCCAUUUCGAAGCAGCGUACCGCCGACACGGCUGACGACUUCAUCGAGGGGCUGCGCCACUUCGAUAAGGACGCGAGCGGAUUCAUUUCCUCAGCUGAGCUGAGACAUCUGCUCACCACGCUGGGCGAGAAGCUGGCCGAUGAUGAGGUCGAACAACUUCUCCAAAAUCAGGAAGAUUCACAAGGUAACGUAAACUACGAAGAGUUCGUUCGAAUGGUCAUGAGCGGUUAGAUGGACAGAACGCGCUGAGUACAGCAAAUCCACCAUAUUUUACUGUAUAUCUUGUAUUGGAUACUUCCACUUGAAGAACAACUUUAAGGAUUCUAAUGUGCCCAAGUAUUGUUCAAUGAACCUAUGGACAAUAGGUGGAAUGAAAAGUAACAGUUUAUUAUUAGUUUCGUCCGGACUCUUUAGGACACAGUGUAAGGGUCAUCAAGUUACUUAACAAAAAUGUUUUUCUUGUUUCCAAAAGUUUUCCUUUCGAGCCCCUGGGCUGGGUUAGCGGUCCAACGUAAAAGGUGUACAUUUCAUCAAAAAUUCUAGUAUUAUUUUCAAUCCAAUCUGUACAUUCUUACUUUUGAUUGUUAGGCUGCUGGUUUAGCUCGUUUUUUGCUGUCAGCCACAGUAACAGAUUGCAUUUCUUCAACUUUCGCGUUUGAAUGUUAAACAACUGGUAAUAUCUAUAUAAAACCUUUAUUAUAUUUUAAUGAGUAAUAAAAGCCUAAUUUAUACACUACUUA